UAUGUAUGUAUGUAUGUGUGUGUAUGUGUGAGGGAGCCGGCAGACUGAAGCAAGCCACAGAGGCAGGCUCUAACUCCAACCCAAUGAGCUCGCAGCCCUCACACUCUCACACACACACACACACACACACACUCUCUCCUCAACGCCGGCUCUCGCUCUUGCUUCAACCCUGGGACACAGAAGAAGAAGAAGGAGAGGAGAGAGAGAGGCAGCGAGUGGCAGAGAGGGAGUGUGAGGGCGCGGGAGUAAGAGAGGGAGAGAGAGGCAGAGGGAGACUGGUGGGGUGUGAGGGAGAACACCAUGGCUUCAGAUCCGGGGCUGGCUGCGAUGCUGCUAUGGACUAUAUCACUACAGGCUCUGGGCUCCGCGGGAACUAACAGCAACGAAGUGAACCUACUGGACACGACGACGAUCACAGGAGACUGGGGAUGGCUAACGUAUCCGUCACAUGGGUGGGAUGCCAUUAACGAGAUGGACGAGUACUUCAGCCCUAUCCACACGUACCAGGUCUGUAACGUGAUGAGCCCCAGCCAGAACAACUGGCUGAGGACGGGCUGGCUCCCUCGAGACGGAGCGAGGAGGAUCUACAUCGAGGUCAAGUUCACCCUGAGAGACUGCAACAGCAUGCCUGGUGUACUGGGCACCUGCAAGGAAACCUUCAACCUGUACUACUAUGAGUCUGACCGAGCAGUAGGCUCGGCCGUACGGGAGAACCAGUUCAUUAAGAUUGACACCAUUGCCGCUGACGAGAGCUUCACAGGGGUGGACCUGGGAGUCCGCAGACUUAAACUCAACACUGAGGUGCGAGGCGUGGGCCCUCUGAGCAAACGAGGCUUCUACCUGGCCUUCCAGGACAUCGGCGCCUGCAUUGCCCUCACCUCUGUGCGGGUGUACUACAAACGCUGCGUGGGCGUGAGCCGUAACCUGGCCGUGUUCACCGACGUGGUGACGGGCGCCGACUCAUCCUCUCUGGUGGAGGUCCGGGGUCAGUGUGUGGAUCACGCAGAGGAGAGGGACACGCCCAAGAUGUACUGCAGCGCCGAGGGCGAGUGGCUGGUGCCCAUCGGGAGAUGUGUGUGCUCCGCCGGAUUCGAAGAACACAGAGAUUCCUGCGUGGCCUGUGAAGUGGGUUUCUAUAAGCCGGUGGCAGGCGAUGGCUUGUGCGGUAAAUGUCCCCAACACAGCCACUCGGAGACCAGAACCCCCUGCCCUUAUCCAUUAUCCCUGUACAAACAUUCAACACUCCCUCUCCAGUUCCGCCCUCCAUCUGCUCCAGUAAACGUCAUCUCCUCGGUCAACGGGACGUCUGUGAAUUUAGAGUGGGAUCGCCCUCUGGAUACUGGCGGUCGCAGCGACCUGAAGUACAGCGUGCUGUGUCAGAAAUGCUCAGGGGAAGGAGGGCCCUGUGAGGACUGCUCAUCCUCCCCGGGAGGCCCUGGCGGAGGGAAGGCGGGCGGAGGAGGGGCGAGUCUCGGGGUCGGAGGCAUGGUGGAGCGUCUGGGCAACGCGGCAGUUCGAUUCGUUCCACGCCAGACUGGGUUGACGGAGCCGUGGGUGACUGUGCUCAACCUGGUGGCUCACACCAACUACUCCUUCCGUCUCCUGGCCAUGAACGCAGUGACACACCUGAGCAACGAGCCGUCACCGUACGCCUUGGUCAACAUCACAACGAACCAGGCAGCCCCCUCGGAAGUGUUAGCGAUCCGCCAGGAGAACACCAGUCAGAACAGCGUGACUCUGCUGUGGCAUGAACCCGGCCAGCCCAACGGAGUAAUCCUGGAGUACGACAUCAAAUACUACGAGAAGGAUAAUGAAGCGCAGAGUUACUCCACUCUGAAGUCUAGAAACACCAGCGCCCGAGUGUCAGGGCUGAAGCCAGGCACCAAGUACAUCUUCCAGGUCCGAGCCAGAACGUCAGCAGGCUGCGGACGCUUCAGCCAGAAUGUGGAGAUCCAGACUGGGAAAGCAGCUCCUCUGCGCUACAACACCAUGACCAUCACCUGGAUCUGCAUGGCCAUGGUGUCCGGCCUGGUAACCUUUCUGGCCAUCAUCAUCUGCAGGAAACGGCAAGGCUACACUUUACCACACUACCCAUCGCUGCUACACUGUGGCUACAGCAAAGCCUUCCAGGACUCUGAUGAGGAGAAGAUGCAUUACCAGAACGGUCACGUGUCAUUCCCCGACGCAAGGUUCUAUAUCGACCCGCACACAUACGAGGACCCCUGCCAGGCGGUCCACGAGUUUGCCCGAGAAAUUGAAGCUUCCAGGAUCAAAAUAGAGAAAAUCAUUGGUUCAGGGGAGUUUGGGGAGGUGUGUUAUGGACGUAUGAGACUCCCGGGUAAAAGAGACAUCCCAGUGGCCCUGAAGACCCUGAAGGCAGGCUACACAGAGAAACAGAAGAGGGACUUCCUGGCUGAGGCGUCCAUCAUGGCCCAGUUCGACCACCCCAAUGUCAUCCGCCUGGAGGGAGUGGUAACCCAGAGCAAACCUGCGAUGAUCAUCACAGAGUACAUGGAGAACGGCUCUCUGGACUCCUUCCUCAGGAGACACGACGGACAGUUCACCAUCAUCCAGCUGGUCGGGCUGCUGCGCGGCAUUGCGGCCGGCAUGACCUACCUGUCUGACCUGGGCUACAUCCACAGAGACCUGGCUGCCCGCAACAUCUUGGUCAACAGCAACCUGGUGUGUAAGGUGUCUGACUUCGGCCUGUCCCGAGUACUGGAGGACGACCCCGACGCCGCAUACACCACCAGUGGCGGGAAAAUUCCUAUCCGCUGGACAGCCCCAGAGGCUAUUGCCUACAGGAAGUUCUCCUCGUCCAGUGACGUGUGGAGCUACGGAGUGGUCAUGUGGGAGGUGACGUCCUACGGAGAGCGACCAUACUGGAACCUCACCAACAGAGAUGUGAUCAAAUCUGUGGAAGAGGGCUACAGGCUGCCUGCUCCUAUGGGCUGCCCUGGUCCUCUACACACACUCAUGCUGGACUGCUGGCAGAAGGAUCGCAACGAGAGGCCACGCUUUUGCCAGAUAGUCACUGUUCUUGACAAGCUCAUCCGCAACCCAGAGAACCUGAAGUCAAUGGACACGCUCUGCAGUUUAAACAGUCCUUCUCUGAUGGAGAGAGCUAUCCCUGACUUCAGUAGCUGUAACUCAGUAAACGAGUGGCUGGACACCAUAAAGAUGGGUCGCUACAAGGACCACUUUGCAGCAGGGGGGUACCAAACUCUGGGACACGUCAUAAGCAUGAACCAAGGGGACAUCCAGAGGCUCGGGGUGACACUGAUGGGCCACCAGAAGAAGAUCAUGACCAGUGUCCAGCUGAUGAGGGCACAGGUCCUCAACAAGAGUGUACCAUCUGUGCAUGUAUAACUCCAACACUGAGGUUUCUCUCUUCUGAAAUCUAGAAACCCAGGCUUCUGUAAGGUCUAGAGGGACUCCGUGGAAUUCAAGAUGAUCUGAUAAGCGAUACGUGGGAACUUUACAAGACUUUUUCCCGAAGAGAUUGCAGAACAAAAUGUGAACGGUUUUAACUAUGGAGCAAGUAAACAUGACUUCUUUGGGACAAGUCCGACCUUUCAUAUUUUUUUUUCCUAUCUGGUUGCAUUUUCUGAGUUUAAACGUCUUGUUUAUAAAUGGAAAGACUGCCUUAAUUACCACAAAUUGUUUUAAUUGUAUUGUCUAUAAAGAGAAGAUAAUUUAUCAAUCAUGAAUUUAUCAGAGACAUAUGAUUUAUUGAAUCGGGCAAUAGUAAGAGUACAUGGAGUGAUGUAGAGAGUGGGGGUGUUUUCUGAUGAUAUUCGCUGCCUCUACUUCAGUACCAGCUUGAGGAGAACGUGGCCCAGAAGGAGGCUCGAGACAGAAAAAGUGGAAAAAAGUGAGAUAGAGCUCACCCAAGUUGCCAGAUCGUCUCCACAGUGGAGAAGACCUAUUUCACCCCAGGCUAUUAAUACCAACAACAGGCACAUUUCUCCACCGUCUAACCUUGAUGAAUGAACCCAGGAGAGCCCUGGAGCCCUCUGCCCAGUUUUAAGCUGCGUAGCGCACAACUACUGUACUUGGAAGAUGUGUAUGAUUCAGUUACGGUGCACUUUAUUCUACAAUCUCUCUGUGUUAUGGAGGCUUUGCAGUUGUGUCACAAAUCUCUUCUCAGCCACAACUGGAGUCCCAAUGUUGGUCCGUUAAAGAAUUAGCUUGUUUGAAAAUAUUACAUGAAUAAUGACUAACUAUACAGUAUAAAACCCAAGAAGAAAAAGAUCUGUCUAACAUUUAUUAGUGUAGUAAGUUGUUCGCUCAUGAGAUUUGUUUCCAAACUUUCUUCACUGUGACAGUAAAACUGAAGAGAAAAUAUAUAAAUUACAUGCAAUAUGUUUAAAUACAUACAACAACAUAACAUAAUAUUGGCCAUUUCAAAUACUUUGAUAAAUACUUUUCAAGGCAUGAUUUUUGUUGAUUAGUUUCAGAUACUGUAAUACAUCUUCAUGCAGCUUAAAAGCAUUUUUUUAAAUGCAUUUCGAAGAUCCCUUAUAUUGAAAAUGUAUUUGAAAUGUAUGAGGCCAAAAUUAGCAUCAGUUAUUGCUUUUUUGCUUCUUGUUUGUUAGCCAAAUAUCAUUUAAGCAAAGCACCUGGUAUCAAUGCUAACUGACAACUAGAUGUUCUAGCUCUAGCUUCUACUACAUUUACUACAUUAUCUAGUGUGUAAGCUAGGUGUACAACAGAAGAGUGCUUAUGAGCAAAGCACAUAUUAAUUUGUUGUCGAACUCCUGCUAAAAUAUUGAAAUAUAAAAUGUGUGUUUGUGAAAGAAUUAUCAGUAAAAGAAGGCAGCACAAAAUA
This is a messenger RNA of Perca fluviatilis (European perch), 4831 nucleotides long. It is a transcript of the gene epha8, whose product is annotated as eph receptor A8. The record is from RefSeq and is a predicted model, not a curated record. NCBI's taxonomy places the organism in Eukaryota, Metazoa, Chordata, Actinopteri, Perciformes, Percidae. Gene Ontology annotation, biological process: cell surface receptor protein tyrosine kinase signaling pathway; protein phosphorylation; axon guidance. Gene Ontology annotation, cellular component: neuron projection; plasma membrane. Gene Ontology annotation, molecular function: protein binding; ATP binding; transmembrane-ephrin receptor activity.